This is a messenger RNA of Drosophila grimshawi, 992 nucleotides long. RefSeq names its product eukaryotic translation initiation factor 3 subunit F-2 (gene eIF3f2). Gene Ontology annotation, biological process: translational initiation. Gene Ontology annotation, molecular function: translation initiation factor binding; metallopeptidase activity; translation initiation factor activity. The record is from RefSeq and is a predicted model, not a curated record. NCBI's taxonomy places the organism in Eukaryota, Metazoa, Arthropoda, Insecta, Diptera, Drosophilidae. The coding region runs from base 56 to 928 and encodes 290 amino acids. Gene Ontology annotation, cellular component: eukaryotic translation initiation factor 3 complex, eIF3m. The transcript has a single exon.
CAAGAAUUUUUGCAAUUCAACGUGCUACUGACUGUGGUAAAUAAAACUUUCGAGCAUGUCGAUCUCAAACUAUAAAAUGCAUACCAAGGUGCGUUUACAACCGCUGGUACUGUUCCAAAUUAUCUCCGCCUACGAGCAUCGACCCAAAUUGGCCGAAGUGGCUGUGGGUACGUUGUUGGGUCUCCGCGACAGGAGUAAUGACACUAUUGAGAUAACAAAUAGCUACAUGGUGAUACACAAGACGCAGCAGAUUGGCGAGAUGGAGCAGGUCAAGCUGGACAAACAGUAUGCAAGCGAGAUGUACGAGCUGAACCAGAUCAACAACCCGCAGGAGAAAAUCGUUGGCUGGUACAACACAGCCAAAUCACUAUCCCGUUCCUCAGCCGCUUUGCACGCCUAUUAUGCCCGCGAGUGCGCGGAUGCACAGCCACUGCAUUUGCUGGUGGACCUCAAGCUGCGCGGUGGCAGGCUCAAUACGCGUCUCUAUUGCGGCGUACCGAUUGGGGUGCCAGGUGGCACCAAAGGUCUGAUGUUCACACUGCUGCCGCUGUUGAAGAUGGGCACGGAGAUUGAUGAUUCAGUAGCGCUGCGUGUAAUGCAGAACUACGCUUUGAAUCCGGCUAAGCAGCCCGGCCGCAUUCUUCCCGAACUGAUGUCUGUUCUUGAGAUCACACUCGCGCUGGAAGAGAAGCUGGAUCUGUUGUUGCGCUACAUCAAGGAUGUGCUUGCUCGUAAGCGUCUGCCGGAUAAGCGUGUAGGACGUGCUCUAUACGAGGCACUGACUUCGGUGCCGAUGAUGGAUGCUGAGUCAUUUCGCCUCAUGUUCAAUACCAAUGUUCGGGAUAUACUUUUGAGCAUUACACUCUCCACCAUGAUCAAGACCCAGCUGGAGCUGAGCGAGAAACUAUCCCAUCUGCCCAAUCACUAAAAGUGAAUUGUGCAAUUUGUAAGACGAUUCAUAAUAAAUUAUUAUCAACGGAGAGACUUACAGA